This is a messenger RNA of Papilio polytes (common Mormon), 3002 nucleotides long. Its product is annotated as ATP-binding cassette sub-family G member 1-like. The record is from RefSeq and is a predicted model, not a curated record. Bases 141 to 2048 code for a protein of 635 amino acids. Gene Ontology annotation, molecular function: ABC-type transporter activity; ATP hydrolysis activity; ATP binding. The transcript is spliced from 11 exons. NCBI's taxonomy places the organism in Eukaryota, Metazoa, Arthropoda, Insecta, Lepidoptera, Papilionidae. Gene Ontology annotation, cellular component: plasma membrane.
UUGUGAGCGGCGUAGAGUGGACGUGACGUGAAGUGUAUGAAAUAGUGUUUUCAGUGAAUGGUCACAGAUCGCAUGAUAUAUUUAUGUUAUGAAUUAAGUGAUGUCGGAGUGAAAGUGAGAGAAACAAAGAGUGAGAAAUAAUGAAAGCGGCUUCAAAUGCGCCCACGCCGCUUGGCCCAGCGCUGGGGCGAGCGCACUUGUCGCAUCUCCCGCAGCGACCGCCUGUCAACUUAAGCUUUCAAGAUUUAACCUACACAGUCAAAAACGGUAAAGUUUCAAAGAUAAUACUACGAGGUAUCAAUGGAGAGUUCAAGUCGGGCCAGCUGACCGCCAUCUUGGGUCCCUCGGGCGCAGGCAAGAGCACGCUACUCAAUGUACUGGCUGGUUACAGGGUGAAUGGUGCGAGCGGUAUAAUAUCGACGAAUGGUGAACAGCGCGAUUUGCGGCAGUUCAGAAAGCUGUCGCGUUAUAUCAUGCAGGAGGAUCUUCUGCAGCCGCUCAUCACGGUACGCGAGGCGAUGGCUAUGGCGGCGGAUCUCAAGCUGGGCAGCGAUAUGGCCGCGCCUAGAAAGGCUGUCAUUGUGGAAGAGAUCCUGCAUUUACUGAGAUUAGACAAAGCAACAGACACGUCAAGCGAGCGGCUCUCAGGAGGCGAGAGGAAGCGUCUUUCGAUAGCCCUGGAGCUGCUAAACAACCCACCUGUUAUCUUCUUAGAUGAACCGACAACUGGUUUAGACGACGUGGCAUCAUCAACCUGUGUAUCCUUACUAAAACGGGUAGCUAGAGGCGGUCGUACAGUCGUGUGUUCUUUGCACACGCCAUCAGCUCGGUUAUUCUCCGUGUUCGACCACGUGUACGUGGUUGCUGAUGGCCGGUGCGCAUACCAGGGUACGGCUGCGGGCGUCGUGCCCUUUCUGAAAGAACUCCAGUUACCUUGCCCCAAGACUUACAACCCAGCUGAUUUUGUGAUAGAAGUAUCGAGUGGAGAAUACGGUUGUCAUGUAGAGAGGAUGGUGACAGCAGUAGACAAUGGAAGAUGUCAGCGCUGGAGGGAGCACCAGGUAGAAGACCAGUACGAGGAGAUGGAGAUCGAGCAGUUAAACGCUGGUGGUGUCCAGGAUCAUACGUACAGAUAUGAGAGCACUCCCUCUACUCAGUUUGUUGUUUUGUUGAAGAGAAUGCUGCUACAGUCGGUUAGGAAUAGAGAUUACUUAUGGCUUCGUGUCGGAAUGCAUCUGUUCCUCGGCUUUAUAAUUGGUAUGCUGUUCUGUCAGAUCGGCUACGACGCUUCCAAGACUAUAUUCAACUUCGGCUUCUGCUACGCUUGUAUCAUCGCAAUGUUAUACGUACCGAUGAUGCCAAUAUUGUUAGCAUUUCCAAAGGAGGUGCAACUGAUAAAGCGGGAGUAUUUCAACCGAUGGUAUGGUUUGAAGCCGUAUUACGCGGCGUUGGUGGUGUCGCGUACGCCUGCGACUAUCUUCUUCUCGCUCAUCUACCUAGCGAUUGUGUACCCUCUGACGUCACAGCCGAUGGAAGCUACCAGAAUAGUGAUGUUCAUAUCAGUGUGCAUUCUCGUCGCUUUGAUAUCCGAGAGCAUGGGCACCGUGAUAUCGUCCAGUUUGAGCGUUGUUAAUUCAGUAUUCAUGGGUCCAGUACUAAGUGUACCGUUAAUGUUACUCGCGGUGUACGGCAUCGGUAGCGGCGACCGGCCGCUGCCGCUGCUGUGGAAGAUGGCCCGCGCCUGCUCCUUCAUGCGCUACGGACUUGAAGGCCUCAUUGUAGCUAUAUACGGACCUCCGAGAGACGACCUUAUUUGUCCCGACCAUGUUGUUUAUUGUGAAUACAAGAAUCCGAAUUACUUCGUGAAACUGAUGGGCAUGACGGGUGUGUCAUUCUGGAUGGACAUCGGCAUGCUGGUGGUGAUGCUGGUCGCGAUGCACGCGGUGGGAUAUUACCUGCUGAGACAGAGACUGUCGCCUAAUUACGCAUUCCGUGCCAUUAAAGUAAUUGGUAGAUUUGUUAAGACCAAAAUUAGUGUGUCUCACUAAAUUUAUGCAGUGAAUGUAAUAUAGGCGUCGCCAUGACGCAACUGUUAUCCCCCUCCAUAGACAAAUGUAUGCAUGUAAUGUGUAAUCAAUGUAAAAUAGUAAUAUGAGUUACUACAAUUCCUAUCGAUCCAUAUUGAUAAUUAUUAGUCGCAAAACAUUAAAAAAAUAGACCACAUGAUUUUAAAUACACUAUUUUAAAAUUAAUAAACAAUUUGAACGCUAGCCCCCUCGAUAGUUGCCCCCUUUAUCAAUGGCUGGAGACGCCUAUAACACCCUUAAAUAGAAAUUAAAUAUUUUGAACUGAAGUUUGUAUGUACUGUGUAAAAUAUCCUUUGCUUGUAAUUAUCUUGAAUUAUGUCUCUUUAAUAUAUUCGAAGAAAAAAUGUAAAAGUAUUACUGGACAUUUAUUUAUUUCAUAUAUUUUUACUCGAAUUAAAUAAACUAAAUUUUUUUAGUUUAAAUUUAUAAAUUAGGUUAACAUGGUAGUUUUUAAUAACAAUGCAUCUUUACUUUACAUUGACUGUUUAAAAUAUUUAAAGAAAAAUCCUUAAAAAUAAGAUAAUUACUUUGUAACAUUGUUGUUAAGAAUAAGUUAAGGUUGUUAAAAUGACUAUACAUUACUGUCUUUAAGUUAAAUACUUAUUGUUACGAUCUGUUUUUUGGCCUUUUUAAGUGCUGUCUCUGAAAAAUGUGAUAAAACCAGGAAUCAUUGGUUAAUUAAAUAUUUUAUAAGAUAAAAUCAUCGAGUAAAUUGCCUAUCAGAUAUGUAGACAUUAUUUUAAAUUAUAAUUGAAAGGCAAGACACCAGUCUGUGAUGUUAUUAUUUGUAAGUUAUCCAGUGUAUAAAACAUUUAAGUUAUUAAUACUAAGUUAACAUACAAAUAGGUUUUGGGAAUUGUAUCUAAUGAUUCUUACAAAGGACAGUGUUUUAUAAAAUAAAACUUCAUAAAUGCA